Molecule: messenger RNA, 1632 nt
Organism: Zophobas morio
Lineage: Eukaryota; Metazoa; Arthropoda; Insecta; Coleoptera; Tenebrionidae
Exons: 4
Coding region: 1-1632 (543 amino acids)
Source: RefSeq, a predicted model, not a curated record
AUGGACGAAGAAAUCGAGCAUAAAGAUAACAAAAUUAAUGUAUUGGAACAAGAAUUAAAAGAUGUAAAUAGUUAUGAUGAAGAAAAAAUAAACGCAUUACUGAAUAAACAUCCUGUUAUUAUGUAUAACAAUAAAGAACGAGCAAAAAGAAUGUCAGAGAAUGUAUCCUGCAUAGUAUCUUCAGCGGAAAGCUCACUUGUCCCUGAAGAUGUCCAUCAUCCAAGCUUGUUAAUAGAAAUUUUGAUAGAAACUGAAUCCAAAGUAAAACUAUUAGGAAAUCAGAGCUGUACUAAAUACAAUUUUCGUAAGGCUAAUUUUCAAGAGUUGUAUAACGCUUUUUGUUCUCUGGACUGGAGUUAUCUUGAAAAAAUACGAGAUGUAGAAAUUGCUGUGGAUGGGUUCUAUGAUAAAAUAUACCAACUUUUUGAUAAUUACGUUCCCAAAUGUCCCAUUACAACUUCUAAAUUUCCAAUAUGGUUUACGAGAGAUAUUAUUGUUUGUAUUAGAGAAAAACAACGUUAUUUAAAAUUAUAUAAGAAAUUCAAAUUUGCCCUAUACAAAGAUAAAGUCUCCAAUCUUAGGAAAAUUAUUAGAAAAAAAACACGUGAAGAAUAUCAGAAAUUUUUAAAGGUUGCAGAAGACACCAUACAAACAGAUCCUAAAAAUUUAUGGAAGUUUAUUGAUAAUAAAAGAAAUGCUAGUAGAAUUCCAGGAAAUAUGACAUAUGAAGAUGAGUCUUUAAUAUCAGCUGAAGAUAUAGUGAAUGGAUUUGCUAGACAUUUCAGGAAUGUUUACCAUCGUGAUAGCAAAUGUGUCUGUGAUGUAAAUUGUGAUGAAUGGACUUUCUGUGAUAUUUGUAAAAUGAAAACGUCCAAUUGUGUUCUAAUUAACUGUGAUAAAACCAACUGUGAUAUAUUUAGUAAUGCUCAAAAUGUGCUACAUAAUUUCAAAAUCACCUGCGACGAUAUCUACGCUGUUGGAAGAAAACUAAAAAAUACGCAUACUAUGGGACCCGAUAACAUACCAUCCUUCCUGGUGCGGGAUUGUUUACCCUGUUUCGUACGACCUCUAUUAUAUAUUUUUAAUUUAAUAAUAAAUACGGCGCAUUUUCCCAAAAAAUGGAAAUUUUCGAGGGUAUGUUCAGUUUUCAAAUCAGGAUCUAAGAAUGAUGUAAGCAAUUAUAGACCCAUAAAUUUGCUGAACAACUUUGCUAAAUUGUUUGAGGGAGUGAUAGCUAAAGUUAUAUUUAGUCAUGUAUCGGGGAUGAUAGCACAGCAGCAGCAUGGAUUUGUAAAAGGUCGAUCAACGGUGACCAACCUAUGUGAAUUUGUGCAGUAUGUUUCGAAUGCUCUUGACAAUAAAAAACAGGUGGAUGUUAUAUAUACCGAUCUAAGUAAGGCGUUUGAUCGAGUAGAUCACUGUGUGACACAAGGGUCGAAUUUGGGGCCUUUGCUAUUUCUAAUGUUUGUUAAUGAUAUCGUCAAAGUGUUGAAGUCUGGAGAAUUCCAGUCUAGUAAAUUUACUGAAUUACUGCCGAUUUUGUCUCACAGAGGUCACACGUUUCUUCUAAUAGAGAAAUAUGACUUUAAAUUCGUCAAAGUAGACGCAAAAAUGACCCACCUUUCUCCUUGA